Molecule: messenger RNA, 797 nt
Organism: Cyprinus carpio (common carp)
Lineage: Eukaryota; Metazoa; Chordata; Actinopteri; Cypriniformes; Cyprinidae
Product: sushi, von Willebrand factor type A, EGF and pentraxin domain-containing protein 1-like
Exons: 6
Coding region: 48-797 (249 amino acids)
Source: RefSeq, a predicted model, not a curated record
ACAACACAGACUUCAAAGAUUAAUAUCAUCACCGCUCGAGACUGUUCAUGAAUACAGCUUUUGGAAAACAGCUUAAAAUGAAAUACUGUAAGAUAUUUCUCUUUCUUCUAUUAAUGAUCAUGGGUGUCUCAACAAAUGCUCAAGAAGUUACCUGUGAGGGUGAACAGCUCAUCAAUGUUGACAUUGUAGUUGGAAAUCCAGGUAAGGCUCCACCUUAUAAACCUGGACAUAUUUUAGUUUUUCGAUGCACAGAUGUGAAGCUGAAGAUGCACGGCCAACAAGUAAUCGAAUGUCUGUCAAAUGGAAAAUGGGAUUAUCCAUAUCCAAAAUGUGGAGAUGUUACAUGUCUUCUAAACACAAAAAAGGAAAACAUCAAAAUGGAUCGAUUCCCUGAUUUUGAGUGUCCAGUCACACCUGGAUAUAAUUUAACGUUUUCAUGCAAUGGACAAGGACUGAUUUUAAAAGGACAGGAAAAAAUCACCUGUCAGUCAAAUGGAGAAUGGAGCAGCCCUUUUCCAAAAUGUGAAGAUAAACACACAGAAGCAGUAACCUGUGAGCUGAAGUCAACCACAUUUGGAGUAAUAAAGAUCAAGCCACAUGAGCCUACAUUUUCAGAGCUGGAGAAAGUGUGGAGAUCACCUGCUCUGAAAAAUACUGGUUCUUUGGUACAAAAGAAGACAGCAGAUCAUUUACAUGCAAAGAUAAUGGAGAGUGGGACUAUGAGCCUGUUUGUGCAGAGAUUACAUGUGAAGUUCCACAUUACCAGCAUGUCCCCAAGACCAGUCUGGAUAUCGUGA